This is a messenger RNA of Teleopsis dalmanni, 1634 nucleotides long. Its product is annotated as organic cation transporter protein-like. The transcript has 4 exons. NCBI's taxonomy places the organism in Eukaryota, Metazoa, Arthropoda, Insecta, Diptera, Diopsidae. The record is from RefSeq and is a predicted model, not a curated record. Gene Ontology annotation, cellular component: membrane. The coding region runs from base 30 to 1493 and encodes 487 amino acids. Gene Ontology annotation, biological process: transmembrane transport. Gene Ontology annotation, molecular function: transmembrane transporter activity.
UUAACAGCAAAUAUCAAUAUUAAUCAAUAAUGGAUAAGCCAGUGGUUGACCCAAUUGUAAGUCCGAUUGGAGAAUUGGGUUGCUCUCAAUUAGUUUUCUGCCUCUUCAUAUUCUUGUCCAAGUUUCCAAGCGGGUGGAUACAAGUGUCACAUAUUUUUCUGUGUUACAAUAUGAAUGCUAUAUGUACUUCACCUAGCAAUAUUACUGAUGCCUGCGAUGACGCUUGUCAGAAACAUGAUUUUGAUCGCAGCAUUUUUGAAGAAAAUGUCAUAAGCGAAUUUGACUUAUCAUGUAAACGUAAAAAAUGGGCUUCGAUUUCUCAGACAAUAACCAUGGGUGGAGUUAUGACUGGUAGUAUCUUAUUCGGUAUUAUCUCUGAUAAAUGUGGUCGUCGUCCUGCUUUUAUUACUGGUUGCAUGAUAUUAAUGGUAUUUAGUGCUCUAGUGUCCCUUUCACCUUUUUUUUGGGUAUAUUGCUUAUUUAGGUAUAUAACUGCUACCGCUACUGGUGGUGUAAUGGUAACUAGUUUUGUACUUAUAAUGGAAAUUGUUGGAAAAAGUAAACGUGAAAUAAUGACUAUACUAUAUCAAAUUCCAUUUAAUAUGGGACAUGCAUUACUACCUAUAUUUGCUUAUUUCUUCCGACAUUGGCGUAAGUUUAAUAUGUGCUACUCAAUCGUCCAUUUUGUCUACAUCGUAUAUUUCUGUGUCAUUCCGGAAUCACCGCGCUGGCUAUACACACAUGGAGAUUUAGAUAAGUCUGCAAAGAUUCUUACAAAAAUGGCCAAAACUAACGGGAAGCCAACUGAAUCGAUUCGCUCUGAUCUGGAAUCAGCAUACGCCAGACUUAAAUCAACGCAACCAGCAGCGAAGGCGAGCAUCAUUGACUUAUUUCGGACACCAAAUUUGCGAAUUAAGACCAUUGCAAUGGCUUUUGAAUGGUUCGUAAUAUGUUUGGCCUACUACGGUAUAUCACAAUACGUAACACAUAUGAGCGGUGAUGUAUUCGUAAACGUUGCGAUUGGAGCAUGGCUUGGGGUACCUGGAACAUGUAUAUGUGUUCCAAUGACAAAAUAUUUAGGACGGAAGCCCACACUAAUGAUAUCAACUUUUUUAACAGCAAUUUCGUUAUUACUUAUGGCAUUUUUACCCAAAAUACCCGAUGUAGCUAAAAUAAUACUUGUGACCGCUGGUCUCUUUGGUGCAUCGGUAACGUUUCCAAAUGUUUAUAUUUAUGGAGGUGAAUUAUUUCCUACUGUCGUACGGAACUCUGGUAUUGGUUUAUGCUCAUUUAUAGGUCGUCUUGGUUCUAUGUUGGCUCCGUUCGUGGCAGAAUUAGCUCAUGUUCACUUGAGCUUACCAGGAGCCAUAUUUGGAGUCAUGUCAUUCUUAGCUACUUGUGCUUGUUUUUUAAUGCCAGAGACCAGAAAUACUCUUUUACCGGAAACUCUUGAAGAUGGCGAGAAUUUUGGCAAAAAGAAACCUGAACAAUAAUAAUAAUUUUAUUUUAUUUAUUUCCAGAAUUGAUGAACAGUACAACAAAUUUAUAUUUUGUAAUGUGUAUGACUAUUUUAAGGUACAUAAAUAUUUCUAUAUUUAGAAACCAUUACUUUGACUCGUACAUAAUAAAUUGUA